This is a messenger RNA of Sphenostylis stenocarpa, 1197 nucleotides long. NCBI's taxonomy places the organism in Eukaryota, Viridiplantae, Streptophyta, Magnoliopsida, Fabales, Fabaceae. The record is from the annotation of a GenBank genome assembly.
AUGAAAGGACAAAACAGAGAAUUCAUUGAUUCCGCAUCCUCAUCGGUACCGGUGGUCUCGAACGCGCUUCAGCAGCGUCUCCAAUUCAUUCUGCAGAGCCGUCCGGAAUGGUGGGUCUAUGCCAUAUUCUGGCAAGCCACCAAAGACAGCGACUCCCGUUUCACACUGGAAUACGGCGGCGGCUUCUUCAGGGGUGCAAAGGGGAGAGAGGAAAGGGAACAUAGCAUGUUGGAGGAGCAAAGGAGGAACGUGAACGACAUUGAAUGGUUCUACAGGGUGUCGCAAACUCGGUCGUACGCCGCCGGGGACGGUGUUGUCGGGUGUGCCUUCAACUCAGGGGUGGAUGUUUGGUUGAGCGGAGUGAACGAGUUUGAACUGAACGAGUGUGACGAGAGAGUAGGGGAAGCUCGCAAUCAUGGGAUCCACACUUUAGUCUGCGUUUACGUAGCACGUGGCAUCCUUGAGCUGGGUUCGUGUGACGCGUUGAAGUUGGAUCAUGGGCUUCUUCAAAUGGCUAAAUCGGUGUUUGAGGAACGUGAGAGUGAGAAUCCACUAUACAAAUGGUGGAUGGUUACGGGGAAGGAGAAAGAGAGAAGAAGAGAGCUGGAUGGAUCGUCGACGGACUCAUCAGGGCCUUCUGAUGCGGAGGCUCCUUUGGCGUUUGCGGAAGGCAGCAACAAUGUUCCGAUGAUGACGAGAAGGGUAGGGAGCGGACGUGAGAUGCUGCCCAUAAAUCACGUGGAGGCGGAGAGGCAGCGCCGAGAGAAGCUGAAUCAGAGAUUCUACGCUCUUCGCUCUGCGGUCCCUAAUGUCUCUAAGAUGGACAAAGCCUCCCUGCUUUCGGACGCUGUUUAUUAUAUCAAUGAACUCAAGGCCAAAAUCAGCCAGCUGGAGGCCGCAUUGGAGACCAAACAGGAAGCUGCUGUAGACCAUGUUCAGCCACUCACCUCUGCAACCACUAACAUGAGAGUUGAGGUGAAGAUCUUGGGGUCCGAGGCCAUGAUAAGGGUGCAGAGCCUCAACGUGAACCACCCCUCUGCCAGGUUAAUGGAUGCUCUCAGGGACGUCGAUUUGCAAAUUCUGCAUGCCACAAUCUCCAACAUCAAAGAGAUGAUGCUGCAAGACGUUGUAGUCAGGGUUCCCCAUCACCUCAUGACCCAAGAUGCGCUCCAAAAUGCUAUUCUUCACAGACUCUGA